AUGCCUAUUGGACUUAACAACAUUGGAUGGAAGAUGUACUUCAUCAACGGAUCUUGGGACAUUAUUGUCGUCGUACUCAUCGCGGUCUAUUGGGUUGAAACCAAAGGUAAGACGUUGGAAGAGAUAGAUGCAAUUUUUGAAGGCGUGAAGCACUCCGAUAUACCCGACGUCGAGCAGAUCCGAACCGGGCAAGCAACAAUAGACGUGGGCGCUAUCGAACAACAACUGCAGGCUGAAAUUCCAAUCAUCAAAUCUUGA
Molecule: messenger RNA, 258 nt
Organism: Hypoxylon trugodes
Lineage: Eukaryota; Fungi; Ascomycota; Sordariomycetes; Xylariales; Hypoxylaceae
Exons: 2
Coding region: 1-258 (85 amino acids)
Source: RefSeq, a predicted model, not a curated record